Molecule: messenger RNA, 2590 nt
Organism: Lingula anatina
Lineage: Eukaryota; Metazoa; Brachiopoda; Lingulata; Lingulida; Lingulidae
Source: RefSeq, a predicted model, not a curated record
UCUCCCAGACCUCUUGUUUUUCUUUAUAAUAAAUUGGCGACAGAGAGGUAUAAAAGCAUGUCAAGAUGUUAUGUUGAAUUUUUUAUGAUACUUACUGUAGCUGUAUAAACAAUUAUUAGACGUGGAGUACAACAUUUCCCAGAUAAAAGUCUGCGGACAGGGAGAGAGUAGAGUUUUCACGAGAAGUGUUCCCAAUGGCUUUGAUGUAUCAGAAAGUGCUGGGUGUGAUAACGCAGCCCCCGGCCUCUAGACCCAAUGCUUUGAUUGAACAGAUACGACCUUGGUUCCAGAAGAAAUCUGACUUGUUUAGGAGGCUGCAGACAGAUAUCAUGAAAGACAUCAUUCGUAAUUGUGAAUUUAUGACGUGCGAAAGGAACGAUAUUAUAAUCCGGCAAGGUGACACGGGUGACAGGUUCUACAUUAUUCUCAGUGGACAAACUUCAAUUUAUCUCAAUAAUAAAUCAGACGAUGAUAAUAACGAAGUGGUGGAGGUUGACCAACAAGACGAAGCAGAGCCGACAUUACCCAAGCCGCUAGACAGGGGUGCCUUGGGGAUAUUUAUCACCACAUUAGAUGAAGGUAAAAGUUUUGGUGAAGUAGCCCUGAUUACUGAGGAUUGUGUCCGUACCGCCACCGUUAUAGCUGACACCAAGACAGAUUUACUGGUCGUCAGCAGAGAACUCUUCAAUCGCUGUCUGAGAGCCGCACAGGAACAAGAGUUUAACGCCAAGAUGGCCUUUGUUAAUAACUGUGAAUAUUUCUGUAGCUGGCAACCAAAAUACAAACGGCAGCUUGCUAUGAGUCUUAUUAGACAAUUUGUGGCUUUUGAUGAAAAACUAAUGAAGCAAGGAGAGCCAGUCAAGGGGAUCUACUUCAUUAUCAGAGGCCAGGUCAAGUUGACCAUGGAGCCGUGGGCUCACUGGACACAAAACUCCACCGUGUGGCGGGCAGACUGCAGCUUCUGGACGCGGCUGGUACCACCAGAACUAGGAAGGUCUCUAGAUGGCAGUCGAAAUCGGAGCUCGGACAAUGGGGACAAUGGACUCACCAAGAGAGAGAGUUCUAGAAAACUAAGACGGCCUUCGCGACGAUCUGUCGAUGUUUGUGUGUGUGCUCCGAUAGAGGCAGUGGGAGACGUAGAAGUUUCACUGGAUACUCCGAGUUAUUUGCAAACAGCCGUUGCCAUUGAACCAUGCGAGACUUUUUUGCUUACGCUGAGAACUUUUGAAAGACUGAUUAAUAGAAAAUAUGCCAAGACAGCCGAUAUGAUCAGAAUGCAGUCUCUGGAUAAAAUUGAAAGAAGAAUGCGUCGCUUUGAGAAGGACGACACCCCUCAGUUCCUGCAAUGUUUACGACUGAAAUUGCAUACUCUAAAUUCACGUUCAGUUUUCAAAAACAAUCCAUGUUUCAGAGAUGCACAUUCUUCCAGACUUUCUUCAAUUUCACAUGAUAUAAAACGACCGCAGCGGAGCCGAAGAUCAUUUUUGCACGACGCUUCUCACAAAAGUCGACAUCCACAAGUUUCCCUUGGUGCAGGACAGACCAUCAACCCUAAUAGUAUAAGAUCUAGAAAUAAACUUAUCGCGAAUGGAACUGGAGCUAACGGAUUAGUGCAGCUGUGUAAGAAAUCCAACAGACUUUACUCAAAAGGUGGCAGCACGUACGAAGGUUCUUUUAGAGACACUGGGUCGAACGGAAUUCUUAGAUUCUCGGUUUACUCAGAUUUGGAAAGGUUGAAUUACUGUUCACACGAUCAAACGUUGCAGUAUCACAAUAUAGAGACUAGGCCGCCUUUUUAUGACUGGCAGACAAGCGACGCGGCCCUGAGCGUUCUGGAGAUGAAAUUGAAAACAUGGCACGCCGAAAUAGAAAGUAAAGAUAGGAAACCAAAAAGGGUGUUUCGUCUUCGUAGGUUUUCUGCUGAUGGUAAUGCACCGCCGUUUCCUGGCCAAAAAGUUUUCGUAUCUUGUUUUCCAAAGGACGGGAAAAGUGAACGAAAAAUAGAGAAUGAUGAUGUUUUUGGUUUCUUUGACGAGAGCGAGGGAGACAGCCCAACUAUACAGCCUACAGACGGAUUCUUUGAAAGCACACCCUCUGAUUAUGUAGCUUUGAAAAGCGGUAUCAACAGUCCCAAUUCAAACCGGCGGUCCCCGGCAGAGGGCGGUAGGAGGGAAACCAUGAUUGAGAUAUUACAAGAAGACAAGAUUCCUCCGAGAGCGAACUAUACCAAGAGAGAUUUCGAGAGGCUACAGACACUUCUAAAGUCGAAGCAAUGAAGCAAAUCCCAGUUCAAUAUAGACGUCGCAGGUGAAGAAGGCUUUCUGCUCAUCUACUAGCUACCACCAUGAACUAUUACACUUGUUUUCCUCUAAAGAAACAAAUAUUAAAAGUAAUGGAAAUACAGACGGAGGACACUUAACACUUGUUUUUCUCAAGAGAAACAAAUUGACUAGGAAUGAAAAUACGAAAUACGAAAAAAGACAAGCUUAUUUUGAAGUAUUUUCAAUUGUAACUUAAGUAGAAUUGAUUGAAAUAUAAUUGUGUAAUGAAGUUUUAUUAAGCACAAGCGUCUUGAGUAGUUUUUUUUUUU